UAUAUAAAUUGUACUCGAACCAAUACGAUUGCCAUCUCUUGCUACGACUUCCAUUCUUGCCUCUGAACUUCCACCUAUCAUGCCUACUGCAGUUUCUGCACCCCGCACUCUCUACGACAAAAUCUGGGAUGACCACGUCGUCGAUGUACAAGGCGAUGGAUUGGCCCUCAUAUACAUAGAUCGCCAUCUAGUACAUGAAGUAACAAGCCCUCAAGCGUUUGAAGGCCUGCGGACUGCAGGGCGACCUGUUCGACGACCUGACUGUACGUUGGCAACCGUUGACCAUAACAUUCCAACAAUUUCUCGAAAAAAUUUGACUACUAUCGAGUCUUUCGUUGAAGAACCUGAUUCUCGAGCUCAAUGUAUGGCCUUGGAAGACAACGUAAAGGAGUUUGGUUUGACCUACUUUGGUAUGAAGGACAAGCGUCAAGGUAUCGUACACGUUAUAGGUCCUGAACAAGGAUUCACCCUUCCUGGUAUCACUUGCGUUUGCGGUGAUUCUCACACUUCGACCCAUGGUGCAUUCGGGUCCCUCGCGUUCGGUAUCGGUACAUCCGAAGUUGAACAUGUCCUCGCUACCCAAACCCUGCUACAGAAGAAGGGCAAAAACAUGCGCAUCACAGUCGACGGUGACUUGCAUGAAGGAGUAACGUCUAAAGACGUUAUCUUGCAUAUCAUUGGCGUCAUAGGAACGGCAGGCGGAACCGGGAGUGUCAUCGAAUACGCCGGCUCCGUGUUCCGUGGUUUCAGCAUGGAGGCACGUAUGAGCGUGUGUAACAUGAGUAUUGAAGCCGGUGCGCGUGCUGGAAUGGUGGCGCCAGACGAAGUCACGUUCAACUACCUCCGUGGACGUCCUCUUGCUCCCAAGGGUGAAGAAUGGGAUCGCGCCGAAGCAUACUGGCGUACACUGAAGUCCGACGAAGGUGCCAAGUUCGAUAUCGAGGUCAAAAUCAACGCCGCAGACAUCAUUCCCACCAUUACAUGGGGAACAUCCCCUCAAGACUAUCCUGUCAAGCGCGCAUCUGCAGAGCGAUCUUUGGCGUAUAUGGGUUUGACGCCUAACACACCUAUGGAGGACAUCAAGGUUGACAAAGUCUUCAUCGGCUCAUGCACGAACAGUCGUAUUGAGGACAUGCGCUCAGCAGCCAGGGUUGCUCCGUGGGUGCACGCGAUGAUCGUCCCGGGGUCAGGUUUGAUCAAGAAACACGCCGAAGCGGAGGGCUUGGACGCGGUUUUCAAACGUGCGGGCUUCGAUUGGCGUGAGGCAGGGUGUUCCAUGUGCUUGGGCAUGAACCCAGACCAGCUUGCUCCUGGUGAACGUUGUGCGAGUACCAGCAACCGGAACUUUGAAGGUCGCCAAGGUUCUGGUGGACGAACGCACCUAGUAACAGCUAUCACUGGAAAAUUGACAGACGUUCCUGCGGGUCCCAAGCUGAAGCUGGCCCAGGCGUCUGAGUUCAUGGAUGACGCGGUUUUGCCAUCCCCAGCUCCUCAGGUUCCUUCAGUCACUCCUUCAACGGGAUCUGACCUUCCUCCCGCCGAGGCACCUUCCACCGUUCAAAAAUUCACUGUCGUCAAGGGUAUCGCGGCACCCCUGCACAUCGAAAACGUCGACACCGACAUGAUCAUUCCAAAACAAUUCCUGAAGACCCUGAAACGGACGGGUCUUGCGAAUGCGCUGUUCUUUACCCUGCGGAAAGACCCACACACUGGUAAAGAUAAGGAUUUCAUACUAAACCGCGAGCCCUAUACCCGCUCCAAGAUUCUAGUCUGCACCGGGAAGAACUUUGGCUGCGGAAGCUCCCGCGAACACGCUCCGUGGAGUCUAAAUGACUUUGGCAUCCGAUGCAUCAUAGCGCCCAGUUUUGCCGAUAUCUUCCGUAAUAACUCUAUGCAAAAUGGCAUGUUACCUGUGGCGAUACCGCAGGAGGACUGUCGGGCGCUUGCGGAAGAUGCGGAAGCUGGAUUGGAGCUCGAGGCUGCGAUACCCUUCAAGACGGAUCCGUUCAGGAGACAUUGCUUGUUGAACGGACUUGACGACAUCGCGUUGACGUUGCAGAAGGGCUCGGAUAUUGAGGAGUUUGAGCAGAGAAGAAGCGCUAUUCCUGUUGCUGCUGCGAAGAACCCGAAAAGAAUGGACUGGUAAUGUAGUUUUAGAAUGUAAAACAAAGCUGUAUUUCUUGCUUUUCUCCAGGCCUACAUCGCGUUGUGAUUGAGAUUUGUAACGACUUGGAGCGACA
Desarmillaria tabescens is the source of this 2240-nucleotide messenger RNA. RefSeq names its product aconitase. The coding region runs from base 80 to 2146 and encodes 688 amino acids. Gene Ontology annotation, molecular function: 4 iron, 4 sulfur cluster binding; 3-isopropylmalate dehydratase activity. Gene Ontology annotation, cellular component: 3-isopropylmalate dehydratase complex. The transcript has 14 exons. The record is from RefSeq and is a predicted model, not a curated record. Gene Ontology annotation, biological process: L-leucine biosynthetic process. Lineage: Eukaryota; Fungi; Basidiomycota; Agaricomycetes; Agaricales; Physalacriaceae.